AUGAAUCGGGUGUCGAAGCUCCCCGUGACGAGCAUGGAAGCGACCGUCGUUAAAACUCAUGUCCGAGAGGUGUUCGUUAUCCGAAUCAAGAAUCUCUCAUCUUUGCCUGUGAUCUCGUGGACAUUUCUCAUGGAGGACCAAGAAGUUCGUGUCUCAGAAGUAUUUCCUGGAAGGCUGUCAAGGGUUGGUGUCAGGGGCAGGUCAAGUGUCAUGCUUAUCAAGAUCUGUCAAGGUCAUGUUGUACUCUGUCAUGGUCGGGACGCUCAUGCAGAGCAAAUGAUCUUUCCGAACGGAUCCGUCAGCCAGUGGUUGUCCGAACUCCGAACUCUGUACGAAGCCGAAUGCAUGAACACGUUGCAGUCGAAGUCGGUGCCGGGCGAAUCCGGACGCCGCUGCCCCUCCUUCCCCUCCACCCGCGACGCCGUUCGAGCCAUCCAGCGGCGGGCGCACGCGGUGUCCACGGAGUUCGCCAGACUUUGCCAACUCCGGGUUUGUGUUCGCCGUUAUUCAUCUAAAGGCCCUUCGUCACCGGCAUCUGACUCCCUUUCCUUCCCUUCCAACAGGCGUCUGGAGUGGCUGGAGUUGACCAGGUGCCCGUGCUGCCAAGUCCCUGGUGUGCACAUCAACACCUUCCUGAAGAGCACCUUACACCACUCGUCGCUGGGUCGUCAGAGCAAAGUCAUCGAACAGAUCUGCCAACGACUCACGGACGUGUGCGGCGACGACCACACGCGGGAGGCGGACGAGCAGGACACGACCCGACAGGUGGUGCAGGUGGUGACGGCGCUCGGCCACGCCUUCACCAAGCUGGUCGACCUCAUGCUGAGCCGCGAGAUCAAGGUCGUGGUGGCGGCGCUGGAGGAGCCUCGCAGCGAGAAGGAGGUGAGCAGCGCGGUGUCACACCUGACGGCGCUGGGCGUCGACGGAGGCCACAUCUGCCGCCUCAUCGCGCGUCUGGGCGGCGUCCGCGCCCUGCUCAGUCUCUGCCUGGAGCCGAGACUGCGGCAGGUGAGGGUGGCCAGCCUGAGGGCGCUCGCCACCGUCUGCUGCGUCGUGGAGGGCAUCGUGGAGCUGGAGAAGGCGGGGGGCGUGGAGGUGGUGGCGGAGGUGCUGUGCGACGAAGCGUCCCCCGAGGAGGAGCGCAGCGAGGCGGCGGGCGUGCUGGCGCAGGUCACGUCGCCCUGGGUGGAGGACAACCACCGCCUGGCGGGCCUCCACGACAACAUGGACGCCAUCGUCGCCGCCCUCACAGGCCUGGCGGAGCGGACGCGGUCGGCGGAAAUCUUCCUGCUGGCCUCCGCCGCCCUCGCGAACCUCACCUUCCUGGACGGCGGCUGCGUGGGCGCCAUGAGAAGGGCCGGCACCGCCCGCGUCCUGCUCAGGGCCGCCCGCGGGAACCCUUCCAUCUCCAUCUUCACCAAAGACCAAAUCGCGACGGUGCUGGCCAACCUGGCGGGCUCGCGCGGGGGCGGCGAGGAGGUGGUGCCGCGGGGGCGUGUCGUCCUGCUCGCCCUCCUCAACACGCGCCCCGCCCCCUCGCACCGCCUGCCGGAGGUCGCCACGGCGGAGCGCGUCCAGCAGAAGUCCGCCAUCGCUCUGUCCAGGCUGUGCGGAGACGCCGACGUGGCGCGGAAGGUGGCCCAGCAGGGGGGAGCCGAGCGUCUGGUGCAGCUGUGCAAGGACGAGGGCGAGAGGAACCAGAGCGAUGCGGUGCUGGUGGCUUGUCUGGCCGCUUUGAGGAAGAUGGCGUCUUCCUUAGGAUCAGACGAGCUCCGGGACAUGGACGCGGCCGAGCUGGUGGAGCCACGUCUUCUGGAUUCCUUCCUCACCUACUCCUCAAGGCAGGAGAGCUACGUCUGAAGGAGGAAGGGAGCGACGGAAGGAUGGGAAGGAGAAGGAAGGAAGGAAGGAAGGAGGAAAAUACGAAGGAAAAGGAAUAGAAGCGAGGAAAUGAAGGAAAAAGAAUGAAAAAAGUGAA
Messenger RNA from Penaeus vannamei (Pacific white shrimp), 1978 nucleotides. NCBI's taxonomy places the organism in Eukaryota, Metazoa, Arthropoda, Malacostraca, Decapoda, Penaeidae. The record is from RefSeq and is a predicted model, not a curated record.